UUCAGCUCCAUGGGAAAUUUGGAUGUGUUUUCGAUAUCAUAAUUUACACAAGUUGAAACCCAUGUUUGCUGACAUUAAUGUAAGUCAUUAAAAAUUAUGCCACAAGCAGUAGUGCUCUGAUGUGGGUUUUCAGUGUUAACCAGAUGGAAUAUUGCUUCAAACCAGACAGAAUUAAUACCCAUCGCAGAACAUGUACUGUAAUAAGUAUUAUGCUUGAUACGCUCCCAUCUAGGGUAGGAGCGCAGCAUCAAAGUAUUUUUACCCAGGGGGAGCCCAGACCAAAACAACAAACACAAGAAACCUAACUCCACAAAGUACAAUCUAAUCAGCCGCAAGCCACUGGUCACAAUUGUCUGCGAAAGGAAGAAAACCUCGUAAAACAUACAUAUUUUCCGACUUUCUUGUAUUAUCCUGUAAAUAAAUCUAAGGUUAUAACUACUCAAUAGACAUAAUGGAAAGAAUUUAAACUUAAAUUCAAGCAAUCACAGGUUUUACUGGCACAUUCCCUGAAUAAUUGCAGAUGUGACAGUGAUAAUCUGCUAAAAAUAACAGUCACACUCACUCCAGCUAGAAACAAGAAUGGGGAUUUGAUGACAUGUGGAAUAUAAAUCUGCCCUCUAUAGAAAGAACUGGUUCUUCAAAGGCGUUUUAUUUCUUAAAAGCAAUUAUUACAGAGUAGUAACACUGAAGGUACGUGCCCAUAACCAUGGUUUUGCGGGCACCAGGGUGUGCUUCUUCCGCAGCGGAGCUAACAGUUAGCCGCAGCUCCGUGUGUAGCACUGUGUGUGCCUGGUCACGAGCCGCUAAUGUAGCGUAGCGUUCGUCACUGGGUGAAAAAGCAGCCGCCAUUUCAUCCUGCGAGGUUCCCAACACACAGUGCAGCUGCUGAAGUGACCUGGCAUCUCCAAAAUGGUAAAACUAUUCAUUGGGAACUUGUCCGCUGACACCACAUCAGAUGAGCUACGUUCUCUGUUCUCCCAGUACGGCAAGAUUUCGGAAUGUACCAUCGUCAAGAACUUUGGCUUCGUGCACAUGGAUAACAAAUCGGAGGCAGAAGAGGCCAUCCGCAACCUCCACCAUUAUGAGCUAAAUGGCCAGCCCAUGAAUGUAGAGUUGAGCCGUGGCAAUAUAAAAGGAUCCACCAAACUACACGUUGGCAACAUCGCUUGUACCAACCAGGAGCUGAGGGCUAAGUUUGAAGAGUUUGGUUCCGUGGUGGAGUGUGACAUAGUAAAAAACUAUGCAUUUGUUCACAUGGAGCAAAUGGAGGAUGCCAUGGAGGCCAUUAAUCAUUUAGACAACACAGCUUUUAAAGGUGAACUCUUGGGCCGGGCUUAAUGGGGACCUUUCCCUUUAUUACAUAUAUAUUGUAUGUAGAUUAUUUAAUCAUGUUCUUAUGAAUUGACAGGUAAGUUGUGGAUGUGUUUCAGGUGAGUACAAAGAGAAAGAUGAAGGGAUAUUGCUAAGCUGAAGAAAGUAAUGCUGACCCAAAUACUAAUUUUAAAGCUGGUAUCCGUAAUGUCGUUGGUAAUAUCCGUCUGUUUAGUACAUUGUAGAAAAACACAACUAGACACUUACUGUAAUUUAUGAUUUCCACCGCCGGUCAGUUUUAUACUAGAAGGAACAAACCAUCUGUGUAUUUUAACCAAUCAAAACUCAGCUGCAUCCAGUAAGGACAGGAUGUACACCAAAACUGUUUAUAUUUCAUAUGGUCAGCAUGCACGUGUUUCUCUGUGCGGUCAUUUUUUCGGUGCUCUCUGAAACGUGGACAGAUUAUGGCUCAAAUGAUAAUUUCUGCGUCACGCAGAUGCAGAAAUGAUAAUUUGAGCUGACAAACUGAUGAGGAAGUUCGGAUUUCAAGCUUCCUGGCACUCUUCUGUGAUAAUUCAGCGGUUUUGGUGUACUGUUGUACGAAAGAUUUUCUGCAUUAAAUAUUCAUAAAAUCGUAUAUCAUCUGAGUUACUGAGUACAGACAAACACAAACUGCUAAAGCUUAUAACAAGAAUUCAACACAUCCAUUAAACAUUCCCAGUGCUGGUGAAAAGGGGAGUGAAGUUUUGAAUUUAAUAACUGGUUGAUCGUCCUUUGGCAGCAACCAGCUUAGAUCAUUUUUAUUUCAAAUAGAUUGUGUUGGUUCAUUGUAAAUGAGUUCACAAUGCAGAUCAUUUCAAAGGGUUUGGUCAGUACUUGUUAAUGAAUGAACAUCCAUGAAGAUACAGUUUUUUACUGCGGGAUGCAAAAAAGAAUUGAAAUGUUACGGAUUUCAGCUUUAAUAACUGGACUGUCUAAUUCACCAAUCAUAGGCCAUGUUUUAUUGUGACAUUGGCGUAGAGUGACGAUUUUUUUCCUUGACUGACGGAUUAUGGGACCUUUGUAUACCAGACAAGAAAUGUCAAAUAUAUUAUUUGGAAUAAAUGCAGGCAUAAGUC
Molecule: messenger RNA, 2429 nt
Organism: Platichthys flesus (European flounder)
Lineage: Eukaryota; Metazoa; Chordata; Actinopteri; Pleuronectiformes; Pleuronectidae
Product: RNA-binding protein 4.1-like
Exons: 2
Coding region: 910-1338 (142 amino acids)
Cellular component (GO): cytosol
Molecular function (GO): mRNA binding
Source: RefSeq, a predicted model, not a curated record